Mastomys coucha (southern multimammate mouse) is the source of this 6799-nucleotide messenger RNA. It is a transcript of the gene Cgnl1, whose product is annotated as cingulin like 1. Lineage: Eukaryota; Metazoa; Chordata; Mammalia; Rodentia; Muridae. The transcript is spliced from 19 exons. Gene Ontology annotation, cellular component: myosin complex. The record is from RefSeq and is a predicted model, not a curated record. Bases 191 to 4096 code for a protein of 1301 amino acids.
CCCGGGUCGCUCGCUGGGAGGGUCCGGACACAGACCCGCCUGCUCCUCCUCCCGGGAGGGCGGGCGGCUGCAGGGCGGGGCGGGGCUGGCGCGGCCUCCUGGCGACGCGGCGGCCGCUGCUCUCCGGCCCGGCUCUGCGGGCUGCUGCGGGAGCAGGACUCCGGAGGCGAAGGCGCUGGGACAGCGAACCAUGGAGCUGUAUUUUGGCGAAUACCAACACGUACAGCAGGAGUACGGGGUCCACCUGAGACUCGCCAGUGAUGACACUCCAAAGCCAAGGAAUUCCCAGCCCUCAAAGGCAGGCUCCUAUGGUGUCAGUAUCCGGGUCCAGGGAAUUGAUGGCCACCCUUACAUAGUCCUGAAUAACACUGAACGAUGUCUAGCAGGCACACCUUUCCCAGAAAACGGGCAAUCAUUUCCAUCUUCCAUGAUAAAUAACAUGUCCCUACAUCCAAGCAACGGAACCGUGCUGAAGGAGAACACUCCAGAGGAACUGCAGCUUCCAGAAAACCCGUACCUGCAAACCAGCCCGAUAAGAGGCCAGAAGCAGUUCUCCCUCCACGAGGGCAGGAACGGCGUUCUAGAACGCAAAGACAGGCCCACGAAACUACCCCACGUGCUCAACUUCCAGAGGCACCCGGAGCUUCUGCAGCCAUAUGACCCAGAAAAGAAUGAGGUGAACUCAAAGAAACAUCAUCACCCUCCCGAGAGUCCAUGGCUGAGAAAUGCAACAGAGGAAGGGACCAACUGUAAGAAGUCCCGGAACUGCUUUCCCAAACCCUGCAGUUCCCAGCCCAGCAGCCCUACUUCGGAAGAUUUUGCCAAGACCAACAUGACAGCGAUCCGUCUCUGCAGCUCAGUGGUCAUAGAAGACCCCCAGAAGCAGACCUCAGUGUGCGUGAACGUUCAGAGGUGCGCCAAGGAUGGGGUGGGAGAAGAGACCCUUUCCCCUCGACGGAAAUCCCCGACUGCCCCCAGCCCACAGACCUACUCUGAAAGCAAGAAAAGUAGGCCAGAUGUACUACCCUUCCGGCGACAAGAUUCCGCAGGCCCCAUCCUGGAUGGAGCCCAGUCACGCAGGUCCUCCUCAUCAUCCACGACUCCCACGUCAGCCACUUCCUUGUACAAAUUUUUACUUGAUGAUCAGGAAUGUGCCAUCCACGCUGACAGCGUCAACCGCCAUGAAAACAGAAGGUAUAUUCCCUUCUUGCCAGGAACUGGGCGGGAUAUCGACACCUGCUCAAUUCCUGGUGUGGACCAGUUAAUUGAAAAAUUUGACCAAAAGCCUGGCCUCCAGAGAAGAGGAAGGUCUGGGAAGAGAAACAGGAUCAAUCCGGACGACAGGAAAAGAUCCCGAAGUGUAGAUAGUGCCUUUCCGUUUGGUCUCCAGGGAAACACAGAAUACCUCACAGAGUUCAGCAGGAAUCUGGGCAAGUCUAGCGAGCACCUCCUUCGGCCAUCCCAGGUCUUCCCGCAGAGGUCAGUGGCCCAGGAGCACCGUGGUAAGCACUGUGCCAGCAGCUCCCUCGCAAAGCUGCAGGGCGCCCUUCAGGGCACGCCAGGUGCCCACCCCAAGCCUUCCCUGCAGAACAAAGAUGGGAAAGUUCUGAACAAAGGAAGUCAGGAAAGCAUAGGGGCAUGUGCCCCCUCCCUUCCGGCACAGAAUAAAAAAGAGGAAGAAAUCAAAAUAGCCACUGCCACGUUGAUGUUACAGAACCGGGCGGUGGCUGCCACAUCUGACUCUGGUGCCAAGAAAAUCUCAGCGAAGACAUUUCCUUCCGACUCUAGUACUCAGGCCACACCAGAUCUCUUAAAGGGCCAGCAGGAGCUCACACAACAAACCAACGAGGAGACGGCCAAGCAGAUCCUUUACAAUUACCUCAAAGAAGGAGGCACAGACAACGAGGAUGCCACCAAAAGGAAGGUGAACCUGGUCUUUGAGAAAAUCCAGACUUUGAAGUCCAGAGCAGCAGGGAGCGCCCAAGGAAACAAUCAAGCUCUGAAUUCCCCCUCUGAAGGCAACGAUCUAUUGGAUCAGAAGAACAAAUUGAUCCUAGAAGUUUCUGAACUACAACAGCAACUGCAGCUGGAGAUGAAGAACCAUCAGAACAUCAAGGAGGAGAGAGAAAGAAUGAGAGAGGACUUGGAAGAGCUGCGAGUCCGGCACCAGAGCCAAGUGGAGGAGACGGCCACCCUGCAGAGACGGCUGGAGGAAAGUGAAGCAGAGCUGCGGAAGAACUUGGAAGAGCUGUUCCAAGUGAAGAUGGAGCGGGAACAGCACCAGACUGAGAUCAGAGACCUGCAGGACCAGUUGUCAGAAAUGCACGAUGAACUGGACAGCACCAAGCGAUCCGAGGACAGGGAGAAGGGAGCCCUGAUUGAGGAGCUCCUGCAGGCCAAGCAGGACCUUCAAGAUUUGCUCAUUGCCAAAGAGGAGCAGGAAGAUCUCUUGAGGAAGCGGGAGCGGGAGCUGACUGCCUUGAAGGGUGCCCUGAAGGAGGAGGUCUCCAGCCAUGACCAGGAGAUGGAUAAGCUGAAGGAACAGUACGAUGCUGAGCUGCAGGCCCUCAGGGAAAGCGUGGAGGAGGCAACCAAGAAUGUUGAGGUCCUGGCCAGCAGGAGCAACUCCUCAGAGCAGAGCCAGGCAGAGGCUGACCUGCGUGAGAAAGUGCUGAGGGAGGAGAAUGAGAAGCUGCAGGGAAGGAUUGCGGAGCUGGAGCGCAGGGUAGCCCAGCUGCAGAGGCAGAUGGAGGAUGUGAAGGGUGAUGAGGCCCAAGCAAAGGAGACUCUCCGGAAGUGUGAGAGUGAAGUACAGCAGCUGGAGGAAGCCCUUGUGCACUCCAGAAAGGAAGAAAAAGAAGCCACAUGUGCCAAAAGGGUGCUGGAGAAGGAGUUGGAGCAAGCUCAGAGAGAGCUGAGCCAGAUCUCCCAGGAGCAGAAGGAGCUCCUGGAGAAACUCCGGGACGAGGCGGAGCAGAAGGAACAGCUGAGAAAGUUGAAGAAUGAGAUGGAGAGUGAGCGGUGGCACCUGGACAAGACCAUUGAGAAGCUGCAGAAGGAGAUGGCCGACAUUGCUGAGGCCUCCCGCACAUCCUCCUUGGAGCUGCAGAAGCAGCUGGGUGAGUAUAAGGAGAAGAACCGCCGGGAGCUUGCGGAAAUGCAGACACAACUGAAGGAGAAAAGCCUGGAGGUGGAGAGGGCCAGACUGGCCACCUCGAAAAUGCAGGACGAGUUGCGCCUCAAGGAGGAAGAGUUGCGGGACUACCAGCGAGCUGAGGAGGAAGCACUCACAAAAAGGCAGUUUCUGGAGCAGUCGCUGAAGGACCUGGAGUACGAGCUGGAGGCCAAGAGUCACCUCAAGGAUGACCGCAGCCGACUCAUCAAGCAGAUGGAGGACAAGGUGUCCCAGUUGGAGAUUGAAUUGGAAGAAGAAAGAACUAAUGCUGACUUGCUGUCAGAGAGGAUCACUUGGAGCAGGGAACAGAUGGAGCAGAUGAGGAGUGAGCUGCUUCAGGAGAAAGCUGCGAAGCAAGACCUAGAAUGUGACAAGAUUUCCCUAGAGAGACAGAACAAAGACUUAAAGAGCCGGAUUAUCCACCUGGAAGGUUCCUACAGGUCCAGUAAGGAGGGCCUGGUGGUACAGAUGGAGGCCAGGAUUGCCGAGCUGGAGGACCGGCUAGAGAAUGAAGAGAGGGAUCGGGCCAACCUGCAGCUCAACAACCGAAGGCUGGAGCGGAAGGUGAAGGAGUUGGUGAUGCAGGUGGAUGAUGAGCAUCUGUCACUGACUGACCAGAAGGACCAGCUGAGCUUGCGUCUGAAAGCCAUGAAGCGCCAGGUGGAGGAGGCCGAAGAGGAGAUCGACCGACUGGAAAGUUCUAAGAAGAAGCUGCAGAGGGAGCUGGAGGAGCAGAUCGGGGUGAAUGAGCAGCUUCAGGGGCAGCUCAACUCUAUGAAGAAAGGCUUAAGGCUUAAGACACUGUCUAGUAAAGUACUGGAUGACUCAGAUGACGACCUCAGCAGUGAUGCGGGAAGCCUCUAUGAAGCCCCACUGAGCUAUGCCUUUCCCAAAGACAGCACUAUCACCAGCCAGAUCUGAGUCUGCUUCCAGGCCCGUUGAUCCUGACAGGACUCUGCAGCCAUCUAGACAGAGCAGGAGGCACUAAAUAGGGCUUGUGAAUGGAGUCAGACCCACGGUUACCACCUCACAUUCCUCCCCGGGCCUCUGCGUGGUUGAGUGACCUUGGAUCUUAGAUAGGGAGCGAUUGAAGUUUCAGGUGACCUAACUGGGACAUUGGGGGGAAGACAAAGCCCCGUUGUGCACUGCUGUCUGCCAUCACUCCUUCUCCUGCCUGGGAAGGUUCCAGUGCCAGCUGUAAUGAUAUGUAUAGACUGUACAGAUUUUAAAUCAGACCUUCUCAAGGACUGCUUGAAAAUUCUCCUCUAGAAUGUUCCAGAGCCUUUGGAGUGUGACAUCUUUGUAAAGUUCACACACUGAUCUUGAUUAUCUUUUAAAAUAUGAAGCUACCAGAUCUCAAGUAUUAAAAAGCUGGAGGCAAAGGAGGGAGAGUGAAGGCUACUCUGGAAACCAGAGGGGAUCAGACAGUGGAAAAUGAGCACUGGGAAUUGAUGAUCGGUUUGUAUGGGAAAACGGCUCAUUGAUGGCUGGGGAAGGACACUUGCCUAGGGCUGAGUCUGAGGCCUUGGUUGCUUAUUUUAUCUGAACCAUGCGAAGAGCAGUUCCCACUCCCCAUUUCUUUCAAGCAAGUAGAAUAGGAGACAGAUGGGAUUUUUACCAAGUGCCGUGCUUCUCAAAGGACAAGAGUGCUGUUGUUGUGUCUCCUUGGCCCUUUUCCUCCAUGGCAGACCUCCAAGUGAAGUUCGCUCAGGCCUGGAAUUGGAAGAGGGGCCUUGAGAUGAGGCUUAUGGGCUUAGGAUGAGUAGGGAGGUAUCCAGGAAGUUCAUGGGGAAAGGGAUGAAGGAAUAUGUGGGUGUCAGGGCUGAUGUAAAAAGGAAUACAGAGAUGUUCUUGAAAGCUGGGGGAUGUGUAAGAAGGGCAGGGGGUGGAGCUUGGAAUGAUGGGAAAAAGGAUUGGGAGUGCUUGCCAUCUGAAGGGCAUUUUGGGGAACAGGUGUAGGAAGGGGUGAGGUCCGAGGGCAAGCACAUGAUGCCAAGGUGGCUUUGGAAGGAUCAUGGGCAUCCCUGCAUAUCUCCUGGCCUACCUGUGUCUCCUCAUAGCUAUGACAGUCACUUAGGAAAGAACUUUGUGAGUUGACUAUGUGUAAGGCAGAGGUGAACAGGACACUGAAGCAGGGUCCCCAGGCUCCCUGACUGGGGACUCCUGGGGACCAGGUUACCAUAAUGUCCUGCCUGCUGCAGGUCAGAGUUCACCCAACUAGAUUUAGAAGGGAUCUGAAGGAUGAGCAUUUGCUACCAGAGAUCUGAGCCAUUCUGCACAUCCCGAGAGCCACUAUCUCCCUCCAUGUAGCUGGGUGUGGCCCUUGCCUGCUUCCUCACUGGAGAUGGAGGGGCUUCUGCUUUCAGCCAUUCUUCGAUUUGACAAAUAUCAUCCAUCAAAAUGUGUCAGGCACAGACUUUGGCACUGGAAACACAGUGAAUAGAAGUCAAAAUAUCAGGCUGGAGAUAUAGCUCAGCUGGGACAAUGCUUUUCUAGCAUGCAGGAAGCCCUGUGCGUAACACCCCCCAGCUCUAUAAACGGGUGUGGUGAGGCAUGCCCGUGAUCCCAUCACUCAGAAAGCGGAGGCAGGAGGAUCCAGAGUUCAAGAUCAGUCUUGGAUGCAUAUGCAGUUCCAGGCCAACCUGGGCUAUAGGAGACCCCGUCUCAAAAAAACAAACCAACCCUGCCCUCCUAUACCAUCCAGAAGAGUGUGGUGGUGCAGUCUGAGCCUCUCUACCGAGCCUCGGAGAACCUCUGUCCUCUGGGGAGUGUGAUAGCCUGCGAUUGGCUAGCUCCUAGAAUCCUCUCACGUCAUCAUUUGUACUAAGCCUAGAAAUGCCUCAGCCUGCUCAUCCCAGAUUUUCAGGUGACAAAAAUCAAGACCCUGAGGAAGGGUGCUUGUUUGGGGGGGGGGGAGUUGACGAAAUCAGCCAGCCCUCAUUCCAGUUAAUUCUUUCUGGUAGCCAUGGGGCUAGCUACAUGAAGGAAAACAGCUCCUGAAAGGGAGAGCAGAGGCCCACCACCUGAAACACUUGUAGAGUCCCUCACCCCACUCCACCUCCGACACACACACACACCAGAAGAGGCUAGACAGGGUGAGGGCAUGUCCCCUGUGCUGUAAAGGAGUGUGCAGUACAGCCAGGGGCACAACACUGGACUGAGGUUUAGAGAGUAAGUCCCGGGGUCAUCUCAAACCUGUGAUCCUGACAGGUGUGUCCUGGGACAAGGUGAGGGUUAGGGCUCCAGGUCCUUCUCGGCUCAAACCUGUGAGCAUUCCUUGGUUUUCUUAUAUAUACACUUUUUUUUCCCUGUUUGUUGCUUUAAUAACUAAUCCUGCUCAAGAGUAUUUUCUUUAGCUAGCUUAAAGAUAUCUCGUGUAAGGACAUCCAUUUCGCCAAAUGCAAUGCUAAGAAGACAAUCACUGUGUGCUUUUAUAAAUUUGUUUCCCCUGCUCUGGAGUGUCAUUCCACCAUGACAAUUGGUAUAGUCUGGUGGGUCUUUCAGUAGGGAUUGGUUACUAUGUGUUGUCAUGGGGAAGAGACAUUUUUAUCACAGCUACCUCCAUGGGAGUGACUUCAUGGAUAAGGCAAGAUUUCCUUUCAAUAAACUGUCACCUGACGGGAA